Aspergillus nidulans FGSC A4 is the source of this 1274-nucleotide messenger RNA. Its product is annotated as tRNA 2'-phosphotransferase. Gene Ontology annotation, molecular function: transferase activity; tRNA 2'-phosphotransferase activity. The transcript is spliced from 2 exons. The record is from RefSeq and is a predicted model, not a curated record. NCBI's taxonomy places the organism in Eukaryota, Fungi, Ascomycota, Eurotiomycetes, Eurotiales, Aspergillaceae. Bases 183 to 1235 code for a protein of 350 amino acids.
CACCCGCAAAGCUCCUGGAUUUCCAUCAGCCCUUGCUCGCGACCCUAGAAAUCUUCAAAAUUAAGCUUAACCUGAACCGCAUCUUCUCCCAUCACCUCCUCCAUCUUCCGCGACGAGUUCUCCGAGAUAAUUUUAACCCCGCACAACCCCUGCACACACUACGCCCACCACAACCACCCAUAAUGCCGAACUCGGGUCCAUCCGCGGAAAAGAGGAAAGAAGGAGGAGGGAAAGGAGGAGGAAAAGGAGGUCGAGGGCGAGAGCGCAAACCGCCCAGCCGCGAAGUCACGGUCUCCAAAGCUCUGAGCUUACUCCUCCGACACGCCGCGGAGCGCGAGGGUCUCAAGAUCGAUUCGCAGGGGUAUGCGAAUGUAGCGGAUGUGCUCGCAUGGCGAAAGCUGAAAUCGCUCAAGGUCACCUUCCCAGAAAUCAUAAGUGCCGUCGAGACGUCGGAUAAGAAGCGGUUUGCGUUGCUAUAUCAACCUCCCUCCGAACAAACCGAUACAUUGCCAACAAAGGUCGAAGAACCGGCAUCCGCUCAAGACGAACCUAUAACAGCAACAUCAACAGGAACAGCAACAGCGACAACGGCAGCCCUGGCGGCUUCCAAGACCGACCAAACACCCGCACACUAUCUUAUCCGCGCAACACAAGGCCACAGCAUCAAAACUGUCGAAGCAGAAUCAGGCCUACUAGAAAGACUCACACUGGAUAAUCCCGAUAAACUGCCCGAGACCGUUGUCCAUGGAACAUACCAUUCUACAUGGCCGUUAAUUCUGGAAUCUGGGGGGGUUAAGUGCAUGGGAAGGAAUCAUGCGCAUUUUGCUACGGGCCCUGCGGUGCAGGAUGUUCUGAGUGCGAUUGAUUCUUCCGUUUCUAGAGGGGAAGAAGGAGACGAGAAGUCAGGUUCUGGAGCAGGAUCGCAUGGAAUGGUUAUAUCUGGCAUGCGUGCGGACGCAGCGGUGCUGAUCUACAUUGACAUUCGGAGGGCGUUGGCGGGUGGGUGCCCGUUUUGGAGGAGCGAGAAUGGGGUUAUCCUUUCGGAAGGUAUGGAGGUAAAUGUGGCUACAGGCACAGGCACAGAAAAGGGUGUAAUACCUGUGGAGUAUUUUGAUGUUGUUGUUGAACGAAGGAAGGGACUGGGCAAGAUUUGGGAGGGUGGCAAGGUAAUUCAGAGCUUACCGGAGGAACUGACGAAGAAGGGGAAUCCGAAAAGAAGGGGAGGCGGCGAAUAGCAGAACUUGCUAAGCUGUAUUUAAAUAGAUGCUUCGCAG